Messenger RNA from Salvia hispanica, 1037 nucleotides. Its product is annotated as transcription factor bHLH30-like. Gene Ontology annotation, biological process: regulation of DNA-templated transcription. Lineage: Eukaryota; Viridiplantae; Streptophyta; Magnoliopsida; Lamiales; Lamiaceae. Gene Ontology annotation, molecular function: protein dimerization activity; DNA-binding transcription factor activity. The record is from RefSeq and is a predicted model, not a curated record.
CAUGAUAUAAUAGUUUCAUUACCACCAUGAGUUAUUGACUCUUGCAUACAUAUACUCAUCAACUGCUGAAUGCUUCUUUUUAAAGAGAGAUGGAAACAACAGGAAGAAUCAUACUUUGUAGAGUGUUAGCAUUUUACUUUAUCUCAAAUAUUUGUAUGGUUUUCUAGCUCUAACAAUCACCAAAUUAAGAUGGGUCAUUUUGAAUGUUUUGAAGGAAACUACUUUGGGUUCCAAGGUGUGGCAAGAGAUAUUAAUGGAGCAUCAUCAGCAUCGUCGUCGUCAUUGCUUUUGAACAAUGAGAGAGGAGAGUUCAUUAUGAGGCCAAGACAAAAGAUGGGCGAUGCAGACAAGGCGAACAAGGCUUCGAUUGCUCUGAGGAAUCACAGCGAGGCCGAAAGGCGAAGAAGGGAGAGAAUCAAUCGCCAUUUGGCUACUCUUAGAACACUAACUCAUGGAACUUCCAAAAUGGACAAAGCAGGGUUACUAGGCGAAGUUAUCAAUGAAGUGAAGCUACUAAGGAAGAAAGCAGCCGAAGCUACUAAAGGCACAGUGGUGCCGAGCGAUAUCGAUGAAGUUAGAGUGGAAGAAGAGGAGGACCCAAACGACACCGCUUCAACCUCGAUCCGAGCUUCCCUCUGUUGCGAUUUCGAGCACGAGCUUCUCCGCGAUUUGAGAGAAGCUGUGGGGGCUCUGCCCCUCAGUGCUGUGAGGGCUGAGAUUUCUACAUUGGGUACUAGAAUGGUCAGUGUUUUCGUGAUCACGGGACUGAAAGGUCAGGUUCAUCCCCUUGUCGAUUCGAUUCGUCAAGCUCUUCGUUCUGUCCUCGACAAGUUCUACGCAUCAGACGAGUUCUGUUUGAGAGAUAGUCCGAGCAAGAGGCGGAGAAUGUCUUCGUUCUUGGCCUCUUCUAGCUUAUCUUCGGGUUUGUUACGAUGAAAUUAAUUGAAUAGAGGCAUGGUGGCAUAUGGCUUGGCAUGCAUAUUUGUAAAAGGGGUGUGCAUGCUUUCUCAUAUGGCACCUUUCUUCUUUAGCUCUUC